Messenger RNA from Cucumis melo (muskmelon), 2847 nucleotides. RefSeq lists its product as uncharacterized. The record is from RefSeq and is a predicted model, not a curated record. The transcript has 3 exons. Bases 1 to 2847 code for a protein of 948 amino acids. Lineage: Eukaryota; Viridiplantae; Streptophyta; Magnoliopsida; Cucurbitales; Cucurbitaceae.
AUGUGUGGUUGUGUGACUUGUGUUGGUUUUUCAGGUUGUGUCGAGAUGAAGAUGGGUAAAUUUCGAAAUUCCGCAAUGGGAAACGGGGAUUGUUUAGAAGGGAUGAUCAAUGAUUACGUCGGAGGGAAGGGAAAGCUAAGACCCCAAAGAAGUUCUUCAACAAAGAUUGUUGCUGGUCUCACAUGUCUUCAGUUUGCCUUUGCAUUAUAUGCAACGUUUCUUUUGUAUUAUGUCAGUCCUGCAAUAGACUUGAGAACCAAGCCGGAUUUCUCUUGGGCUACAAGAAUUGCUCAACAAUGGACACAGUUCGUAAUACCCCCACAUGUUGUGGGUCGAUACCAAGAACCGACUUCUAUGAUGAUGCAAGCAGAAUUAAGACCGAUCACUCCUGAGGAAGCUUGUGAGAACGAGAAGAUUGAUUUUGAACAAAAGAAGUCCAACGAUGGGCAGAUGAUAAAGUUGAAAACAGAGCUUUAUAACGAGAUUCUAGAUUUUCAAAGCAAAAGCUUUGGAACUGAAACUCUUCCUCAGCUAAUGGCAAUGAAAUCUAAGUGGGAUUUGAAAGGGCCAAAGAAGCCAAAAGUUACAGUGAUCUUGAACCAUUUCAAGAGAAAAACUUUGUGUGCACAGCUGAAUUCUUUGCUUCAUCAAACCCUUCCUUUCCACCAUGUUUGGGUGCUUGCAUUUGGGAGUCCAAAUGAGCUCUCUUUGAAAAGAAUUGUAGAUAGCUAUAACAACUCGAAAAUUAGCUUCAUUAGCUCAAGCUAUGACUUCAAGUACUACGGAAGGUUCCAAAUGGCCUUACAAACCGAAGCCGAUUUAGUAUAUAUUCUUGAUGAUGAUAUGAUUCCUGGUCGUAAAAUGCUACAGAUUUUAUCUCAUGUAGCAGGGACUGACAAGUACAAGAAUGCAGUUUUAGGUAGCAUAGGAAGAAUUUUACCAUUUCGACAGAAGGAUUUCACGUUCCCGAGUUAUCGAAAGUUCCGUUCCAAGGAGGCAGGGCUUUACUUGCCUGAUCCUGCUUAUGACAUCACCGUCAAUAAAAUUGUGCAGGUCGACUUUCUCUCUAGCUCUUGGUUCUUAUCCGCAGAGCUAGUGAAGACACUUUUCAUUGAAACCCCUUUCACCUUUGCAACUGGAGAAGAUCUUCAUCUAAGCUAUCAGCUUCAAAAGUAUAGAAAUGCUGGCUCAUUUGUUCUUCCUGUAGACCCAAAAGACAAAGAAACAUGGGGAGACAGUGAACACAGACUGGCUUAUGUGUCCGAGACAACUGUGAUAUUCAAGGACAUUGUUCAAGUUCGAGACGAUCAAUGGUGGAAAGCACUGUCUACGGGUUAUGUCACACAAUGGGCAGCUAUGCAUCCUCAAAAGAUAGAUGCUUUAUUUUAUGCUCAUUCUGUUGAUGAAGCUAAAGCACUAGCACCACUUCUUGAAAAGUUUAGGUCCACUGUCGGCAAGAAGGCUUAUAUCGUAGUGUCGGGCGGCAGAUUUUGCCCGUGUGAAGAUGUAACAGAUGCUCUUAAAUGGCCAAAGUUGGUUUGUAAAGAACGGAGGUUCAAGAUAUUUGACUUAGCUAUUGGGGCUCUCUCUGGACUAUCAAAUUCUGAGGUUCCUGUGGUGCAAGCAGUGUAUGCUAGUAUGAAGGGAUUGAUCAAAAUACACAAUCCUAGCGUCAUCAUCACUGUGGCCGAUAUUGAUCCUAACGUGAAGAAAGCUCUAAAAAUGGCAUCAGAAGCUAACUUGAAUGGUACAACACUGAUUCUUUUACCAAGGCCUUCCAUUUCGAAAGUUCUUUGGAUGGCUGAUCUUCGAUCAACAGCACUUCCAAAUUGGAACAAGAUGAAAAUUUCGAUCAACAUUAUCACACAAAACCGUGUCAGCUCGUUAACAAGGCUUCUCAAAUCACUAAAAGAUGCAUAUUACUUAGGGGAUGAGAUACCUAUCAGCUUCAACAUGGACAGUAAAGUAGACGAGAAAACUAUAAAAUUAGUAAGCUCCUUUGAGUGGCCCCAUGGUCCUAAAAGCCUCAGAAGGAGAAUCAUCCAAGGAGGGCUAAUCCGAGCAGUAAGCGAGAGUUGGUAUCCUGCUUCAGACGAUGAUUAUGGACUGCUACUUGAAGACGAUAUUGAAGUCUCUCCAUACUACUACCUAUGGAUCAAAUAUGCUCUCCUAGCGUACCACUAUGAUCCACAAAUAUCUCUCCCGGAGCUAUCAUCAAUCUCCCUCUACACACCUCGACUAGUCGAAGUGGUAAAAGAAAGACCUAAAUGGAAUGCAACAGAGUUCUUCAAGCGGAUUCAUCCAAAUACACCGUACCUCCAUCAGCUCCCUUGUAGUUGGGGAGCAGUUUUCUUUCCCAAACAUUGGAGGGAGUUUUACGUUUACAUGAACUCGAGGUUCACAGAAAAUGCUAAAGAGAAUCCAGUUCAAAUCCCUAAAUCUAGAACAAAUGGUUGGCAAGCAUCAUGGAAGAAGUUCCUAAUCGACAUGAUGUACUUAAGAGGCUACGUAAGUCUCUACCCUAACUUCCCAAAUCAAGCCAGUUUUUCAACAAACCACAUGGAACCAGGGGCUCACAUAAGUGCUAAAAACAAUGUCGUGAAGCACAAUAAGGAAGAUUUUGAGGUUCCUUUAUUGAAAGAAAACUUUGUGAAUUAUUUACCCAAUGGGAAAUUGCCAGCAGCUUCGAGAUUGCCAUCAUUGAACCUAUUCAAUCAACCAGUGUCAUUGAAGGGCCUCAAGUCCGCUGGAGCCAAGCUAGGGCAAGAUGUGCUGAAAUGCGAAGUUUCUGAGAUUGUAAUAGUGAAUCAUGGGACUGGUUUGCCUUCACACUGUGCAAAAUUUUGA